AUGGCAUCGAUUUUUAUAACCCUACUAAUUUUACUUUUACUCGAAAAUUUCACGACAAGUUUGCACAUCAUACAAACCAACGAGGAUAAGCAUGGUUUUCAAUCGGCUAAUUAUGGAUCGGUGACGGAACAGCGCGCAUUUCAACUUCUUUCUAUUUCACUGACUGGUCGAUCAAAUCCAAAUGCUUUCCUAGAGCAGUUGUACGUUCCGCCUGGAGAGAGACCGAUUAAGUUCUUCUGGUCAGGCUUCGGUAUUGCUGCUAGUGCUGAAGUGGCUGCUGAAAUAGCUAGCUACCACAAUGGGGUGACUUUGGAAAUGAUACUUGAGUGGCCAGAGAAUGCUGCUGUCAAAAAACAUAUGUGCACUUGGCCAGCAAGGGGCGAUGUAUCACCAACUGCCGAAGCAUGUAAAGAGCAAUGGAGAAGACUCUCAGAAGUAUAUGCCGAGAAAACACGAGGUCCUGCUAUUCCGAUUCUUGGUGAACAAGUAGCACCAACUAGUGUGUGGUUGACACAUGAAAAGAAUGCACUGCAUAAAAGUCAACAGAAAGGUAAUUAUGUCUAUGGAUUUCAAAAGCCAAUGGAUCUCUAUGAAGUAUACUGUAUUAAAAUGGCUAAACACAAAACAAGUUAUCCAGAACUCAAAGAGAAAAUCUGUACCAAGCAAACUGCCUAA
Molecule: messenger RNA, 675 nt
Organism: Rotaria socialis
Lineage: Eukaryota; Metazoa; Rotifera; Eurotatoria; Philodinida; Philodinidae
Source: the annotation of a GenBank genome assembly